UCGUAAACAUAACAAACAUCAUCGACUGGAAUCAUAACUACUACGAUUUUCUAAAAAGUGGUCAGGUUUUAAGAUCUUAUAUUCUUUUAUUUUUUUUCUAUUGUGAAUCGCAUCAAAAAAUGAAUCGUUUAUUGAAUCAAAUUGCUAAAAACUCAAAAAACUUCAAGAAUAGCAAAGAAUUACAAAGAUGUUUGUCUACUCAAACUAAAACGAAAGCCUCGAAUGAAAACAAGACGAAAAAUGUGCCAGCAAGUCAACAAGUCAACCAAUCAUUUGUGCACAAUUUAUUCCGAGGUCAAGUUGAACAUUCUCAGGUCGUAGACGAGAAAACAUUACAAGGUCUUUGGGAACUUGGAUGUUUUGGUUUACAAGUACCAGCUGAAUAUGGUGGACUUGCAUUAAACAACACUCAAUAUGGACGUCUUGGUGAAAUUAUAGGAAUGCAUGACUUAGGUUUGGGAAUUCUUGUUGGAGCUCAUCAAAGUAUUGGCUUCAAGGGUAUUUUGUUGUACGGUACGAAAGAACAAAAGGAAAAAUAUUUGCCACAAGUUGCUGCCGGAGGUGUUUAUGCUGCAUUUUGUUUGACUGAACCAUCAGCUGGAUCUGACGCUGCUUCAAUCAAAUGUCGAGCUGUGAAGACGCCCGAUGGCAAACAUUAUAUUCUUAAUGGUUCAAAAAUUUGGAUUUCUAAUGGAGGAAUUGCUGACAUCAUGACAGUUUUUGCACAGACAGAAGUGACUGACGAAAAUGGUCAAAAGAAGGACAAAGUGACUGCUUUUAUUGUUGAAAGAGGAUUUGGCGGUGUGAGCAAUGGCCCACCUGAAAAGAAGAUGGGAAUCAAAUGUUCAAACACUGCUGAAGUUUACUAUGAAGAUGUGAAAAUUCCUGUUGAGAAUGUUUUGGGUGGAGAAGGAAAUGGAUUUAAAGUUGCGAUGAAUAUUUUAAAUAAUGGACGAUUUGGAAUGGCGAUGACACUUUCAGGGACGAUGAGAGCUUGUUUGCAGAAAGCAACUGAUCAUGCAACACAAAGAACUCAAUUUGGAAGUAAACUUGACACAUAUGGAGGAAUACAAGAGAAGAUUGCCAGAAUGAAUUGCCUUCAUUAUGCUACACAAUCAAUGGGUUUUAUGAUAUCCGGUAACAUGGAUAAUGGUUCAAACGAUUAUCAUUUGGAAGCUGCAAUUUCGAAAGUUUUCGCUAGUGAAUGUGCAUGGUUUGUUUGUGAUGAAGCGAUUCAAAUUCUUGGUGGAAUGGGAUACAUGCAUGGAACGGGACUUGAACGAGUUCAACGUGACUUGAGGAUCUUCAGAAUCUUCGAAGGAACAAAUGAUAUUUUAAGAUUAUUUGUAGCUUUAACUGGAAUUCAGUAUGCUGGUUCACAUUUGAAAGAACUUCAAAGAGCUUUCCAGAAUCCAACAGCAAAUCUUGGACUUAUUUUCAAAGAAGCAUCGAAACGAGCAUCUUCUUACAUUGGUUUGGGAGGUGUUGACAUGACAAACUUUGUUGAGCCUUCGCUAACAGAUCCAGCGAAACUAUGUGGAGAAAAUAUUGAUAUGUUUGCUAGAGCUGUUGAGUCACUUUUGAUUAAGUAUGGAAAAAAUAUUGUCAAUGAACAAUUCCUUCUAAAUCGCUUAGCUGACUCAGCUAUUGACAUUUAUGCGAUGGCAUGUGUGCUAUCGCGAUCUUCAAGAUCGAUUAAACUUAAUUUACCAUCAGCUGAUCAUGAGAAACUUAUGGCAGAAACGUAUUGCAUUGAAGCUAACGACCGAGUCAGAAGUAAUUUAAGAAAAGUUCAUAGCGCUGAAUUUAAUGAAAAUUAUAAAAGAAUGUCUUUAAUUUCUAAGAAUUCUUGUGAAGUUCAUGACGUUGUACAAAAUAAUCCUUUGGGUGUUUAAAUGUUUUUCUUUUUGUUUUAAAUAUCAUGAAAUGAAUUUUUUGAAAUUAGGUAGGUAUUUAAAAUUUUAUUCCGACAAUUUAAUUAAUAACGAAAAAUGUUUUGAGUUUUAUUUCUGUGUUUAGUGCAAUGAAUAUAGAAUUAUUGAGUUAGAAUAAUUUAUUGUUAACAUGCGCAACAAUUAGAAUAAGUUUCAUUCCUCAAAUAAAAGAUUUUUUCUUCCCAAAAUA
Clunio marinus is the source of this 2124-nucleotide messenger RNA. Lineage: Eukaryota; Metazoa; Arthropoda; Insecta; Diptera; Chironomidae. The record is from the annotation of a GenBank genome assembly.